UUCGUUCAUUUCAGAGAAAGAAUCAUUCAAUUUUUUAAAAAUUUAGACACAAACCUUAUUUUUUCUUUUUCUACACUCACAUCUGUUCAUAAUGUUAAUGUUAGUUCAUCAUUGGCACUUGGCACGGGCAGCGUAGAAUUCUCAUCUCAUCUCUCUUCUGCUUAUAAAUUUUGUUGAGAGUUUUACUUUCUCCGAGACCCACAAAACAAAAUAUGAUCAACUGAAACAGAAACCUAUGGUUUUUGUUUUAAUUUAUUAUUAUUAUUAUUUUCUCAAUUCUGGAACUAAUAGCAUAUAUAUGUAUGUAUAUAGUAUUACUACGUAGGUAAGUGAGAGUGAGGGAGGGACGGAGUUGUAUGAAUAUAAUUGAUUGAUUGAUUGAUUGAUGAUGAAGAAGUUGGAGUUUGCAAAUAAUUCUUGCAAAGUUGUUAGUUCAUCAGCAUCAAGAUGGUUGGGUUUUAGAAACUUGCAGUUGACAUCUUCGCAAGAUGAUAACAUCAGAUCCACCCGAACCCAGCUCUCUUCCUCAGCAAACUCCAGGUUGCAGGUGGGAGUAGGAAGGGGCAAAGGGGAAGGAAUUGUGUGGCCGUCUCCAAAUGAUGAAAUCCCAUUUUGGAAGAAGGAGUUGGCUUUGCCAAGUUGGGAUGUGAAGCCAGAAAUAGUAGAGGAGGAUGAGCAGCUCAUCCACAUAACUCAUGUCACGGCGGAAAUGGCACCAAUUGCCAAAGUUGGAGGCCUUGGCGAUGUUGUUACCGGACUCGCUCGGGCCUGCUUAUCACGCGGCCACACCGUCCACGUAAUGCUCCCUUUCUAUCAGUGCAUUCCCAAGCAUCACGUCAAUGACUUGACCUUAAUCACCACAUACGACUCUUUCCACCACGGAUCUUGGGUCCAAACUAAUGCGUAUCGCGGCCUAGUAUCUGGGAUUCCGGUCAUAUUCAUCGACCCCUCCAACCAUUUCUUUAAGGGCCAAAAUGUGUAUGGGGGUUCAUACAAUGAGCUAGAGGCCUAUUUGUUCUUUUCCCGCGCUUGCCUUGAAUGGAUGCAGGUAACUGGAAGCCAGCCUGAUAUAAUUCAUGUCCAUGAAUGGCAGACAGGUGCUUUGCCCUUGCUUUAUUGGGAUAUCUAUCAUCAUCUUUCCCUCAAGAAACCAAGAAUAGUGCUAACUAUCCACAACAUGGAGCACUAUGGUGAGUGUAGCAAAGAGCAACUAAGCAAGUGUGGUCUUGAUGGAUCUGUAUACGCAACUAUAGACAAGGCGGUUGAUGAUCGAACCAUUGGCCAUAAUCCCGAGAGGUUGAGCCUGUUGAAAGGUGGAAUUGUGUACAGCAAUGCUGUUGUGACCGUCUCCCCAACCUAUCUCAAGGAAACUCUGUGCUCUGGGUGGCUUUCAAGCACUUUGGUCGAACACCGGCACAAGUACUUUGGCAUACUAAAUGGGAUAGACACUGCAAUGUGGAACCCUUCCUUUGAUUUUUUCUUGCCUGCUAAGUUCCAUGCUCAGAAUGUUGAAGGGAAGAGAUCAUGCAAGUACUUUGUCCAGAAGGGCUUGGGUUUGGCCACGGGUGAACAUGUAUUGGAUUCGACAACCAACAUUCCCUUGGUUGUUUGUAUCACGCGAUUAGUUGCACAGAAAGGUCUUCAUUUAAUUACUCGUGCGAUUAAGCGCGUUGAAGAACUUGUAAGUUUGCUAUUGAUAUUAAAUCAGAAUAACAUCUGCAAGGGUGGACAGAUGAUUGUACUGGGAAAAGCUCCAGAAGGUCACAUUCAAAGAGAAUUUGAAGGUCUUGCAAAUUUGCAUAAUCAAGGUCCGAGCAUUCGAAUCUUAUUGAUGUAUAGUGAGGAGCUGUCUCACAUGCUUUAUGCAGCAGCAGACAUGGUGUUAGUUCCAUCCAUGUAUGAACCAUGUGGCCUUUCACAAAUGCUUGGCAUGCGUUACGGAGCGGUCCCAGUGGUUAGAAAAACUGGUGGUCUUGCAGACACAGUCUUUGACAUGGACGAUCACCAAAACCAAGAAAUGGCCAACGGGUUUGUUUUUGAAGGAAUUGAUGAAGCGUCUCUAGACGGAGCUUUGGAUCGUGCAUUUUCUUAUUUUAAAGACAAACCAGAUGAAUGGAAAAAUGUAGUGAGAAAGCUAAUGGAGAUUGACAAUAGCUGGAACAAUACAGCAGGGAAAUACAUUGAGGUUUAUGAUUCCGUCAGAGCAAGAUACUACUGAUUGGGAGGUUACACCUCGUCUUCUGCUGUAGAUGAAGAUGAAAUGAAAAUGAAGAUCUUUUGGCUUUUCUUUCCUUUUCCUAGCUUGGAAUUUGAUAAUAAUGUACAUAACUACUUGAAAAUGAAAAUGAAAAUGAAGAUCUUUUGGCU
Messenger RNA from Morus notabilis, 2367 nucleotides. Its product is annotated as glycogen synthase. Lineage: Eukaryota; Viridiplantae; Streptophyta; Magnoliopsida; Rosales; Moraceae. The record is from RefSeq and is a predicted model, not a curated record. The transcript is spliced from 15 exons. Gene Ontology annotation, molecular function: alpha-1,4-glucan glucosyltransferase (UDP-glucose donor) activity. The coding region runs from base 386 to 2218 and encodes 610 amino acids.